Loxodonta africana (African savanna elephant) is the source of this 9147-nucleotide messenger RNA. RefSeq names its product peroxisomal biogenesis factor 3 (gene PEX3). The record is from RefSeq and is a predicted model, not a curated record. Gene Ontology annotation, cellular component: peroxisomal membrane. Gene Ontology annotation, molecular function: protein-macromolecule adaptor activity. Bases 7097 to 8041 code for a protein of 314 amino acids. Gene Ontology annotation, biological process: protein import into peroxisome membrane. The transcript has 11 exons. Lineage: Eukaryota; Metazoa; Chordata; Mammalia; Proboscidea; Elephantidae.
GACAGCGUGCGUGGAAGGGGCAUGGGCAGCAGAGGAUGGGGAGAGAUGUGACUUCCUUCUGCAUGAAGGAGACUGGGCGACCCUAGCCCGGAGUGUGUAGACGGAUCCGCUUGAACCGCGAACGGUCAUGAAUGGUAACCAGCCUUCAGGGCGACGGGCCUCCGGAGUUUGUCCUCUCUGCUGCUCUGGGGCUUCUCUCUGCCCUGUCAACUCUCCCAAUGCCUGUUACUCUGUUUCUCGCCUGUCCUUUUUUCCCAAGUACCUUGAAGAAACUCACCGCAAUUAAGUUUCUCUUUCAAGGCAACAUUCCCUUACAAACACGUGUGUUUUAAUUCUUGUCUUUUGCUUUCCUGUGAGAUUCCUCACCUCUAAUUGACACUCCCAUUACAUUGUAUAUUUAAGUAUAUAAAGUGGCUUUCACCCUUAGCAGGAGUUUCAGAAUAUGCUAAGUACAGUUACCUAAGACCUGCACUUUGUGUUGUGUUUAAAAUUUAUUUGAAUUUUUUUGAAACAGCACAAUGGUACUGAAGGACUAGAAGAUAUAUACUAGACAGGAAAAAAAAUCAAUAUUUGAACUCUUUUUCUGCCAUUUUAGAAUACAAAUUAUGCUCAGAAAUGCUUGAGAGAUGUGCAGUAUUGCUCAGGAUAUUCACAGUUGGGAUAAAUGUCCAUCUAGUUGGCAACAUUGCAUAGACCGAGAGAAGAUUUAGUAAUAGGUAAGAUAAAAAUCCUGAAAUGCUUUUUUCUCAUAUGGUACAUCAUAAUAUGCAGAGAUCUGAAGGAAAGAAUAAGAAGCCUUAUACAGGAAGGAAAUCUAGGAACAUUAAGCUAAAAAAGAGGGACUUUUUAGAAGUUGAGUUUUUGAGAAAUAGUCUUAUCACUAACUACCUGCUUUGAAGUACUUAAAAUCGAGUACUUAAAUCAAAAGUACUUAAAAAUCAAGGACGGAAGUUUCCCAAAGAAUUUGAUUGCUUUUCUCUUACUACUAGAUUAUAUUCUGUUAGCCCCGAUUUGUAAUUAACAAUACUCUUAGCCUCAGUAAUUCAGAUUUGGUGAUUCCUUUUUUAUCUUCAAAGUUUGAAACAGGCUUCUUAUUGAUCAGGGAAGGAUUGUCUUUGGCAUGUCUCCAAAGUCUGUGACAAAUCGACAAUGAGCAUACGUAUUGUUUUUAUCUGAUUAUUUGAGAAAUGCUAUGUAGAUAAAAUUAUUUUCUGCUAUCUUCAUCCUCUGAUAUCUAAGGUAUAUUUAAAUUAAGCUGAAACAACUGAAUCCCUUUUUUGUAGAGGCUAAUGAUAUAUGUGUGAUGGAAGAAAUAAAACAUUUUUACUGCUAGUGAAGGAAAGACAGUUACCUCUCUAGCAGUCUCAAAAGGAAUAACAGCCUAAUGGUAGGUUAGAAUUUAUCACAGGAGAAGCAAAAGAAUAUGCUUAAGAGAUAGUUAUAGAUCAAAAAAAAAAAAAACUCUCGAGAACUUUAUAAUUACAGAUUAGGAGAACUAAAAAAGUUGAGAGGGACAGAAAGAAAAAAUUUUAAUGUUUUAUAACAAAAAGGAAGUCAUUCUGAAAAAAAAAACUAUAACUAUGAUUAGCAUUUGUUUGAGCCUCAUAUUUUUUCUGCUUCAGAGGAAAGGUCCUGUGGCGUGUUAGAUUUCAGUCAUUCUAAUUAAAGAAAUACAUAUUAAUGGGGAACAUCUAGCUCAAUUGGCAUUACAUAGUUUAUUAAAAAAAAGUUCUACAUUCUACUUUGGUGAGUAGUGUCUGGGGUCUUAAAAGCUUGUAAGCUGCCAUCUGAAUAUUCCACUGGUUUCACCCCAUCUGGAGCAAGGGAGAAUGAGGAAAACCAAAGACACAAGGGAAGUAUUAGUCCAAAGGACUAAGGGACCACAACUACCACAGCUUUCACCAGACUGAGUCCAGCACAACUAGAUAGUGCCCGGCUACCACCACCGACUGCUCUGACAGGGAUCACAAUAGAGGUUCCCAGAUAGAGCUAGAGAAAAAUGUAGAACAAAGUUCUAACUCAAAAAAAAAAAAAGACCAGACUUACUGAUCUGACAGAAACUGGAGAAAUCCCGGGGGUAUGGCCCCCGGCCAACCUUUGAACUCAGUAAUGAAGUCACUCCUGAGGUUCACCCCUCAGCCCAAAAUUAAACAGAAUGAGACUAAAUGGGUACACCAGCUGAAGGGCAAGGAUGAGAAGGCAGGAGGAGACAGAAAAGUUGGUAAUGGGGAAGAAAGGGAGUGUUGACAUGUUGUAGGGUUGGCAACCAAUGUCAUAAAACAAUAUGUAUAUUAAUUGUUUAGUGAAAAGCUAGUUUGUCUUCUAAACCUUUAUCUAAAGUAGAAAAAAAAAUACUGUGAACUGACAGCAAAAAAAUAAAUAAAUAAAAAUUUUAAAAAAUAUAUUAAGUGCCUGUAUGGUUGAAAGGAGUAUGAUUGGAGCUACAAGAUUUACGGAGAUUUUUAAUAGUAGUAGUUGUUUUUGUUGUUAAUUGCCAUUGAGUCAGUUCCUCCUCCUGAUGACCACAUGUGUUACAGAGGAGAACUGUUCCACAGGGUUUUCUGGGCUGUAAUAUUAAUGGAAGCAGAUAGCCAGGACUUUUCUUCCGUGGUACUGUUGGGUGGGUUCAAACUCCCAACCUUUAGGUUACCAGUCAGGUGUAAACUCUACUGUUUAUUGGGUGCCUUACUGUAUGCCCUGAACUUUGCUAAGCUCAUUCUGUACAGUGGGGUUGACAAUAGUCUAGUUAUUUUUAUUCCUAUUCAAAAAUGUAGGAACUAGAGCUCUAUGAAGUUGAGAAAUGUGCCCAGGGUCUCAGAGUUAGUAAUGAGAAACCCGGAAUCUAAACCCAGGUGUGUUAAACCCCAAAGCACAUUCUCUUUCCGCACUGUACCACUGUGCUUUCAUGGACUUUAUGGUCUGGUAGGAAGGAAAAACAAGUAUACGAAUAAUUAAAAUGCAAAACCAUAAGAGAGCUGGAAAAGAAAAUGCUAUACAGACCAGAGCAACAGAUAGCUUAUACAAUUGCAAAAAAACAGGAAGGACUUCACAGAAGAAGUGGCACAUUUUGACAAGUUUGAACAUAGGUAAGAUAUCAGGGUGAAUACUCAAAGAAGUUUGGCCAUUCAGAGGUGGGAAAAAAAACCUUGAAUUGUAACUUCGGGUUGCAAGCUUCCUUAGUAGGAAUUUCUGUUUCCCUGCAUUUUUGGUGGAUAGCUGCUUUAGGCCAAUUUGUACAAUUUGACCAGUUUGUAAAAAGACUGAAGGAGUGGUUCUCAAACUUGUGGCCUGAGAUCUCCUUUACACUCUUGUUUUAUUCAUCUAGUGCUACAGUAACAGAAAUACCAAAAGUGGAUGGCUUUAACACAGAGAAAUAUAUUCCAUCAUCUAGGAGGCUAGAAGUCCAAAUUCAGGGUGCCAGCUCCAGGGGAGACUCUGUCUCUGUUAGUUCAGCAGGAAGGUCCGUGUCAUCCCUCUUCCCCAGGUGUAGGAACUUCUCAUCGUAGGAACCUUGGAGGGUCUAAAGGACCUGCUCUGCUCCAGGCAUUUCUUUCUUGGUGGUAUGAGGUCCCCAUGUCUCUCUGCUCGAUUCUGUCUUUUAUAUCUCAAAAGAGAUUGGCUUAAGACAAAAUCUAAUCAUGUAGACUGAGCUCUGCCUCAUUAACAUAACUACCACUAAUCCCGUCUUAUUAACAUCAUGGAGAUAGGAUUUACAACACAGAAAAAUCACAUCAGAUGACAAAAUGAUGACCAGUUACACAAUAGUGGGAAUCAUGGCCCAGCCAAAUUGAUACACAUAUUUUGGGGGGAUACAGUUCAACCCAUGAUAUUCCACACUUUGGCCCCCCGAAAUUCAUGUCCUUGCUGCAUAUAAAACACACUCACCCCAUUAUAUCAUAGCAAAAGUCUUACAUCAGCUCCAGGUUCAAAAUCCAAAAAUUCUUCCUCAUCCGUGAAAUCUCGAAUACAAAUUGUCUACCUCCAAAGUACAAUGGUGCAACAGGCAGACGCAAGCUAGACAUUUCCAUUACAAAUGGAAGAAAUUGGAGGGAAAGAAGGAAUAACAGGCACCAAGCAAGUUAGCAGAACACAUUACAUUAGCCCUCAAGGCUUGAAAAUUAUCCUCCAUUCUCUGAGACCAUUUAUUUGCACAAUGGCUUGAUAUUGGCCACAUUCUCCGGAUUCUCAGUGGACGUCCCUCAGCCCUGGGCUUCAGCAUCGUCUUCCCACUAGAGCGGCAACUCUGUUCCCUCAGCUUUGGGUGGCCCCAUUCUAGUCCAUCAGAGUGACAACUCUACUCUUUGAGAUUGAGGCAACUCUGCUUCCUGUGUUCCUUGUCUCUUCAGCUUCUGUUUCCUGGUUCCUUGGCCUCUCGGCACCUCGGGCCUCUCUGCCCACAUCUGCCCUGCUAGGGCAAGUGUUCCAAAGCUCUCUAGCUCCGCCAGUAACUGCCUGGAGGCAUCCCACUCUGCUAGUAAACAUUAAACAUCAAACAUCGGCUAAAAGGCACUCAGCUCUCUGGCUCUGUGGGUUGGGAAGCCUAGCUCCACCGAUAAGUGAAAUGACAUGUUUAUAUAUAUAUUUUUAUUAAAAAUAACUAUAUUUUCCAAAAGCAAAUGGCAUUGUUUUACAUUUUUGUAAAUCUCUUUGAUGUCUGGCUUAACUAUAGGAAGCUGGGUUCUCAUAGCUGCUUCUGCCUUCACAAUUAUGUUAUGAUUGUAUACAUCAUAUAGCCUCUAGAGCACUCCACUGUACACCUGUCUUGGUGUCCUAAGGCUGCCAUAAUAAAAUACCACAAAGGAGGUGGCUUUAAAGAACAGAAAUUUAUUUUCCCACAACUCUGGAGACUAGAAGUCUGAAUUCCAGGCAUUGGCGGGCUAUGAUCUCUCUUUGGGGAAGAUACUUCCUUGUCUUCUUCAACUUCUGUACCCUCAGGCAUUUCUUGGCUUGUAGAUAAACCCACCAAUGCUGUCUUCCCCCUGUGUGACUCUAUUCCCAUGUCUGUCUUCUCUUUUAUGAAAUGCUACUUAGAAAGGAUUAGGACUAGGACCCACCCCAGACCAGUAAACUCUUAGUUUAGCUGAUAACAUCUACAAAGAAAACCCUUAUUUCUCCAAACAAGAUUACAUUCACCAGUGCAGGGGUUAGGACUUAAACAUAGCUUUUUCAGGAGCACAAUUCAAUCCACAACAACACACGGGAGAGAAUGAGAAUGAAAAAGACAAAUAAUGUUUUAGUGUUACAAAAAUAGUUUUGACCUCCUAGAUACCCUAAAAGGGUCUUCGAGAAUCCCAAGGGUCCCUAGAUCAUACUUUGAGAACCACUGCACUAGAGGAAGUCAUGCAGAACAGAGGACAACCAGAUUCAUAUUUAUUGGUUUGCUGAUUUCUAAAAAGCACAGGGCUUGUAUAUAUGAUGUAUGUCUUAUUCCCUGUAAAUUCUACCUGUCAGGUUUUUCAUUUAUUCAUUCUUUCAUUCAACAGCCAUGUGAAUGAGAUUCUUUAAGUGCCUGCUGUCACUAUAGGGUCGCUUUGAGUCAAAAUUGACUCUGCAGCUGUGGUUUUUUUUUUUUUUUUAACUGUAAUCAUAUGGGGCUCUAGGAAUACAAAGGAAUAGUUUCCGACUUUUAGGAGCUCAUGGUGCGGCCUAAAAAGUAGUGCAAUGGUACAUUCUAGACUGCUUUUGAUUGAUCAAAUAUUUCAUUAUGGUGCUCUCCUCAGCAGCGCAUAGACUAAAGUUGGAACAAUACAGAAAAGAUUAGCACAGGCUCUGCACAGGAAUGACACACAAAUUUGCGAAGCAUUCCAUAUUUUUGUAAACUUUCACUUAAAGCACAAUAAAAAUAAAAAAGCUUUUAAAAACUAUUUCAAUACGACUAAAUAUAGGAUAAAAGUACUGGUGGCGCGAUUAUUAGCGCUCGGCUGCUAACCAAAAAGUUGGCCAUUCAAACCCACCCUGUGGCUCCACCAGAGAAAGACUUGGCGAUCUGCUCCCAUAAAAAUUACAGCCAAGAAAACCCAAUGGGACAGUUCUGUUGUGUCACAUGGGGCUUCUAUGAGUUAAGAAUCAACUUGACAGCACCUAACAACAACAACAAAAGUAUAGGCUGCAACUGGGUAGUCACAGAAGGUGAGUUUGAAGAAAUAGCUAGAGUCCAGAUUGUGAAGGGUGUUCCUUAUUAAACAUUCUACAGAAUUUAGACAUCAUCCUUUGAAUCGGUACUUCUCAGACUUUAGUAUGGAUAAAAAUCACUUAAGGAGCUUAAUAAAAUAUAGAAACCUUUAUUCCACAUUCUGAUUCUUUAGGUCUGGAGCAUGGCUCAAGAACUUCUUAAUUCAUUCAGCAAAUAUUUAUUGUGCUUCUGUUGUGUAGCAGUCAAAGUCCUAUGUCUUGGGAACGUAGCAUCACAUAAGACAUUUGGGUAUGUUUUCAUGGAACUUCCUUACAAAAGUAAUUCUGAUGUAAGUGGAACAGGGAAUCCACAUUAAGAAACAAAUUUGUGUAUGAUGGCAAGGUGUUGAAGGAUUCUAAACACAGGAAUGAUGAAGUAAGGUUUAUAUUUUACAGCAUCACUUUGCAUGUAAUAGGUGGAUUAGAUGGGUGUGAGACCAAAGAUAAAAGACUUAAGAAGCUGUUGAACCAAUUCAAGAGUAUUAGUAUUCAGGGUCUGAAUGGAGACAGUGGUAGAGGGGACAGAGAGAAGUGGCAAGGCUUAGAAAACGUUUCUGCAGUAGAAUCAGAAUAGCAGAAUUUGGUGAGCUGUUGGAUUGGGAACAAUGUUCAUAGAUUAUUUUCAAACUGUUAUUGCAAUUAUUAACCUAGUAAAAUUGCAUUGCAGAGAUUUUCAUCCAAGAAGAGAAGACUUAAGAGCUGGUUUUAAAACAACUGUACUUACAAUAAGGAAAAACUAGAAGAUAUUUUAACAGCAAUGCUCUGGAAGGAAAUCUCAAAACAUUUUACAUGUUUUUGAGGAGUUUAUAUCCUGGGAAAAUAUGGACAGAAAAAGAUCAGAGAAAUACAAGAAAGGGAGGCUGCAGAGUACAUUGCUCAAGCACGACGACAGUACCAUUUUGAAAGUAAUCAGAGGACCUGCAAUAUGACAGUGCUGUCCAUGCUUCCAACACUGAGAGAGGCCUUAAUGCAGCAACUCAAUUCUGAGAGCCUCACAGCUCUGCUAAAAAACAGGCCUUCAAACAAGCUGGAAAUAUGGGAGGAUCUGAAGAUAAUAAGUUUCACAAGAAGCAUCGUAGCUGUAUACAGUACUUGUAUGCUGGUUGUUCUUUUACGAGUCCAGUUAAACAUAAUUGGUGGAUACAUUUACCUGGAUAAUGCUGCAGUUGGCAGAAAUGGCACUACAGUUCUUGCUCCCCCAGAUGUCCAACAGCAAUAUUUAUCAAGUAUUCAGCACCUCCUUGGAGAUGGCCUGACCGAAUUGAUCACUGUCAUUAAACAAGCAGUGCAGAAGAUUUUGGGAAGUGUUUCUCUUAAACAUUCUUUGUCCCUUUUGGACUUGGAGCAAAAACUAAAAAAAAUCAGAAAUCUCGUUGAGCAACAUAAAUCUUCUUCUUCAGUUAAUAAAGAUGGAUCCAAAUCUUUAUUGCGCCAUUAUAUGAUGCCAGAUGAAGAAACUCCAUUAGCAGCUCAGGCCUGUGGGCUUUCUCCUAGAGAUGUUACCACUAUUAAGCUACUCAAUGAAACCAGAGACAUGUUAGAAAGUCCAGAUUUUAGUACAGUUUUGAAUACCUGUUUGAACCGAGGCUUUAGUAGACUUCUAGAUAAUAUGGCUGAGUUCUUUCGACCUACUGAGCAGGACCUGCAACAUGGUAACUCCAUAAAUAGGAAUGAAAUACCCGAAGAAAUAAAUGGCCGAAGACACAAGCAGAUGAUCCACAAAAGAGAAGAUAAAAAUGGCCAGUUCGUUUUCUUAUCUAACAUCUAUUUAUUAAACACCUGCUGUGUAUCAGGCCGUAUACUAGGCCUCUGUCCUCAUGGAUCUUACAGUCUAGUAGGGAAAAUAGACAGUAAACGUGAGUCAGAAUAGACUUGAUGGCAACAAGUUUCUUAUGAUGAGUUUUAGAAAGGAAAAGAACAUUUAACAUAUAAUGGGAGAAUUUGAACAAAUGUGGAAAGUCAAGCAAAGUUUCUCUGAGGAAAUGACACUUGAACUGAGAACUAAACAAUGGUUAGCUAUUAGAUGGGAAAAAAAAAAAACCUAUUAGAUGAGGCCUUGAAAUAGAGUGAGGCAGUUGACAUUCUGGGCAGAAAUCACAGCAUGGGCAAAGCCUUUGCAGACUGGAAGAAUGGUGUAGUGACAGAAUAGAAGGAACCAAGGAAAAAGUGUGAGAUAAAGCUAGAGAACUUGACAAGUUACAAAUUGUGGUUAUCAUGCUGAAGACAGAGGGGAACCACAGAAGGGUUUUGAGUAGGAGAGCGACAUGAUGGGAUUAAUGUAGAAUCACCCUGAUGUUUUAUGGAGAAAGAAUUGGGGAAACAGGGAUGGGGUGGGACAUAGGAAUAGAUGAAUGAAGGCUUUUAUUAAUUGAUUCAACAAGUAUGUACUGAACACUCACUAUGCACCUGGCAUUCUAGGAGGUGCUGGAAUAAUACAGUAAGUAAGACAUGAUACCUUACUUCAUGAUCUUCUGUAAUAGAGGCCUAGAGAGACAGCAAACAAGUAAACAAAUAAAAUAAUGACAUUUUGAAAAAUGCUAUAAAGUUACCAUUUUUCAUGUUUCUUAAAGGAUAUUACUAAUGUAAUUCCAAGUUAAAUGUCUGAUUUUUUAAUAAGACUGAGAGUGCUACCCACACACAAAUUAGUUGUGUUAUUUAACAGUUAUAUAUCACACACAAUCACACACAUAUUUACUUAUACAUUCAUCCAACAAAUAUUUUUGAACACUUGCAAGUUAGAAGGCCAUUGCUGUAGUCCAGGCAAGAGAAAAUGGUUAGCUUGGACUAGAUUUGGUGAUGGGGUGAAGUAGGCAUGUUUAAGAAAUAUUUAGAAUUCAUGGAGGGAGUUGUUACAGGCGGGAGAAGGAGGGCAGGUUUCUAGCUUAUACAGCUUAAUAGGUAAUAGUACAGUUCACUGGAGCAGAGAAAAAAAAAAAAACAGAAAACUUUGCUGGUAGAGAAAUACAGACUAAAACU